Molecule: messenger RNA, 1707 nt
Organism: Saccharomyces cerevisiae S288C
Lineage: Eukaryota; Fungi; Ascomycota; Saccharomycetes; Saccharomycetales; Saccharomycetaceae
Gene: CCT8
Product: chaperonin-containing T-complex subunit CCT8
Exons: 1
Coding region: 1-1707 (568 amino acids)
Biological process (GO): protein folding
Cellular component (GO): cytoplasm; chaperonin-containing T-complex
Molecular function (GO): ATP binding; ATP hydrolysis activity; ATP-dependent protein folding chaperone
Source: RefSeq, marked reviewed
AUGUCACUUAGAUUGCCACAAAAUCCCAACGCGGGAUUGUUUAAACAAGGCUACAAUAGUUACUCUAACGCCGAUGGCCAAAUUAUUAAAUCAAUUGCGGCCAUUCGCGAAUUACAUCAAAUGUGUUUGACUUCUAUGGGACCCUGUGGUAGAAACAAGAUCAUUGUUAACCAUCUCGGUAAAAUCAUUAUUACCAACGACGCGGCCACCAUGCUAAGAGAACUAGAUAUUGUCCAUCCUGCAGUGAAAGUCCUCGUAAUGGCGACUGAACAACAGAAGAUCGACAUGGGAGACGGUACAAAUUUAGUCAUGAUUUUGGCUGGCGAACUAUUAAAUGUGUCCGAAAAACUGAUUUCAAUGGGCUUGUCUGCCGUUGAGAUUAUUCAAGGUUAUAAUAUGGCAAGGAAGUUUACUUUGAAAGAACUAGACGAAAUGGUUGUUGGUGAAAUUACUGACAAGAAUGAUAAAAACGAACUUUUGAAAAUGAUUAAACCAGUCAUCUCCUCCAAAAAGUACGGAUCUGAAGACAUAUUGAGUGAACUUGUUUCUGAAGCUGUAUCUCACGUUUUACCAGUUGCUCAGCAAGCUGGAGAAAUUCCUUAUUUUAAUGUUGAUUCUAUCAGAGUAGUAAAGAUUAUGGGUGGAUCGCUUUCCAAUUCUACCGUCAUCAAAGGUAUGGUUUUCAAUCGUGAGCCUGAAGGCCAUGUAAAAUCAUUAUCCGAAGAUAAAAAGCAUAAAGUUGCAGUUUUCACUUGUCCGCUUGACAUAGCCAAUACUGAAACGAAAGGCACUGUUUUAUUACAUAAUGCACAAGAAAUGCUCGAUUUUUCUAAGGGCGAGGAAAAGCAAAUAGAUGCCAUGAUGAAAGAGAUUGCCGACAUGGGCGUAGAAUGCAUUGUUGCAGGUGCUGGUGUUGGUGAAUUGGCGUUACAUUAUUUGAAUAGAUACGGUAUACUAGUCUUGAAGGUACCAAGCAAAUUCGAAUUAAGAAGAUUAUGUCGCGUUUGUGGGGCCACUCCAUUGCCUAGAUUAGGUGCGCCAACUCCAGAAGAAUUAGGUUUAGUGGAAACUGUUAAGACAAUGGAGAUAGGUGGUGAUAGAGUAACUGUGUUCAAACAAGAGCAAGGUGAAAUUUCAAGAACAUCUACUAUCAUUUUAAGAGGUGCCACACAGAAUAAUUUGGAUGAUAUUGAAAGAGCCAUUGAUGAUGGUGUUGCAGCCGUCAAGGGACUAAUGAAGCCAUCAGGCGGUAAGUUGUUGCCUGGUGCUGGUGCUACCGAAAUUGAAUUGAUUUCUAGGAUAACUAAGUAUGGUGAACGAACACCUGGAUUGCUACAGUUAGCUAUAAAACAGUUUGCCGUGGCUUUUGAAGUGGUUCCUCGUACCCUAGCGGAGACCGCUGGUCUUGAUGUUAAUGAGGUACUACCAAACUUAUACGCUGCACAUAACGUAACUGAACCUGGUGCAGUUAAGACAGAUCAUUUAUAUAAAGGUGUGGAUAUUGAUGGCGAAUCUGAUGAAGGUGUAAAGGACAUCAGAGAGGAAAAUAUUUAUGACAUGCUUGCAACGAAAAAGUUUGCUAUUAACGUCGCUACAGAAGCUGCAACUACUGUGCUUUCCAUUGACCAAAUUAUCAUGGCAAAGAAGGCGGGUGGUCCAAGAGCACCUCAAGGCCCAAGGCCAGGUAACUGGGACCAAGAAGACUGA